AUGGAUUCCAUUAGAAGUUCACAAAUUGAGAUAGCUAUACAACGCAUGUCAGAGUCAGUGUUUGUGGCGAUGUGUCAUAAAGUAGGGACCUCACGACUGGUGGCCAUGAGGAGAGAUGUGAUGGACAUCAGUGAUACUGUGGGAAAUCAAGUGAGCAAACGUGAGAAGGAGACUGUGAUGUUGAGUGGAAGUCAAGGAGAAGGAUUCAGAAUGGAAGGAUCAGAUGUAGACAUGAUGAUAUGGUCAAAUGAUAUUCGUGUAAUAUGGGAUUUAUCUCAGUCUCAGUAUUACAGCCCACAGAGAAAUCCACUGAUUCUCUGUGACUGUUCUGAUAGUCCACCAGGAUUUACUUUGUUAUAUUUACUGUCACCAAUCACGGAAAGAGACAGCCAGAUACUCUGUGUUAAAAUGAAUAAUAAACAUUAUAUAUCUAGUUCUAAAUUCAAACAAAUCACAUGUUCCCAAUCACAUUUAAACUCGACUCCACAUGGACCCUGUGCCACUCGAACAGCUGGAAUGAUAGAAGUUGAUCAUGCCCAUUGUUUUGCUAAUGACUUUUGGCCUCCAUCUGCCUCUUCAUGGAUAGACAGAUGUCACUCAUGGCCACUGUCUCAUGUUGUUAAUGAUAUAGUGAAACAUGGAUGUCACUUAGUAGCAAUAGGACAUAGCUUAGGAAGACAUGAAGAUCACGAAUGGAGAAUUUCUUUCUCUCUGGCAGAACAAAAACUUGUGUAUGCAAUGAACCACUGUCAAUUCUUAACAUAUGGCUUACUUAAACUGUUCUUAUCAGAAAUAAUUAACAAUGGACUAAGUGAUAAUGAAAAAUUACUGUGUUCAUAUCACAUGAAGACGGCAGUUUUCUGGGUGAUUCAACAAAAGAUAAUUUCGCACUGGUGUCCACAAAAUCUCCUAAAGUGUUUCUGGGUCUGCUUUAAGCUCAUCCUCAAAUGGGUUUAUGAAGGGGUCUGUCCAAACUUUUUUAUACCCGGCAACAACAUGUUUCUGAGUAAAAUUCAUGGCGACAAACAAAAUGAACUAUUUAUUAGAUUGCAUGGGUUGUAUGUGGAGGGUUUAUCAUUCCUCUUACACAUUCCCUCCAUUAGGUCUUAUAUCAUAAUUUUCCUCCCUAUCCCCAAACUCUCCAUCUGUACAGAUGAACAAACUCUAAAUUUUGAGAAUGAGUUUGAUAGAAAUCUAUAUGCUGAAAUAAUAUAUGAUUACGCAAUACCGAAUUCGAAUUUGGACAUACAAGGCUGUACUACAUAUCUACAUACAAUAGAACAUAUGAUAAGUUCACCCCUCCUGACACAGUAUCAAUUCCUCAAGCUACAGAGACUUACAGCUAAUGUCCUUCGGGGAACUGCUUUUAUAUUACGCAUGGAAACUUACACAAACAAAAACAAACUGAGGUAUAGAGUUGACAAAAUGUCCUGCCACAUGCUGAAAUUAGCAGCCAAGUUUGGUUGUAUUACUGAUAUGAUGUACAUAGCGAUGUAUUAUUACAAGACCCUCAGAUACAUUAAAGCUUUAUCUAUUAUUGAGAUGAUCAAGGUUAAGUUAGCACAGCCAAAGGUGAUGUAUAUCGGAAAUAUAUAUACAGAGAUGUAUACUGAGGUUAUAGGGGGGCAGUCCUGGUCUACAAGGAUGAGACAGGCCGUAGCAAUAGAUAUCAUACUUCAAUAUGAUAUCCAUUACAUCAAUGAACUGAUACCAGAACAACAGUCUGCUCGACAGAAUCAUAAUAUUUCAUUAUAUAUUCCACCCUUUAUUCUGUUAUACAUGCUAGAGAUCUUGUGCUACAGACAUGUAGACACAAUGAGAGUACAAACAGCUCUAGAUGAUCUACAGACCCUAGUUCACUAUGAUCAGGGAUGGUUUAUACCUACUCUAUCUAGGGACAUAUCGUGGCAGAUUCUGGGGAUCUGUCAACAGGUGACGGGGAACCACCAGGCUGCUCUAUACUCAUACCAACAAUCUCUCAGACAAAAACCAACCAACAAUAUACAAACAGCUACAAGAAUGAGAAUACAGGAAAUGAUGUAUUCACUUUGA
Saccostrea cuccullata (small rock oyster) is the source of this 2052-nucleotide messenger RNA. RefSeq lists its product as uncharacterized. The transcript has 2 exons. Bases 1 to 2052 code for a protein of 683 amino acids. The record is from RefSeq and is a predicted model, not a curated record. NCBI's taxonomy places the organism in Eukaryota, Metazoa, Mollusca, Bivalvia, Ostreida, Ostreidae. Gene Ontology annotation, molecular function: protein binding.